CUAGCCAGAGGUCCGAGUCCUCGACUCACACCUCUCUCUCACUUGGCAUCUUCCCUUUUAGGGGUCCUCCAUUCAAGUCCCUCUUAUAUGCUAAAACCAGAAGCCUACAUUCGACAAUUGUAUACGCAGGCUGCUUCUUCCAUUAACGCACCCACCACUAGAUUUUUGUGAUAGAGAAAGCCAGAGAUGUGGCGUUUCGUAGCUCGUGGCCUUCGUCUUCCCUCUUCUAGCAAAUCCAUCUCUAAUGACUCCCUUAGAUCUCACAUUUCCAGAUUUUUCUCUACGGAAUCGACUGGGGGGCGAUCCUCAUACACCAUUGUUGAUCAUACAUAUGAUGCAGUGGUUGUAGGAGCAGGUGGUGCAGGGUUGAGAGCUGCCAUAGGACUCUCAGAACAUGGAUUCAACACUGCUUGCAUUACCAAGCUUUUUCCAACUCGUUCACACACUGUUGCAGCUCAGGGAGGAAUCAAUGCAGCUUUGGGAAAUAUGACUGAAGAUGAUUGGAGGUGGCACAUGUAUGACACUGUCAAGGGAAGUGACUGGUUAGGUGAUCAGGAUGCCAUUCAAUACAUGUGUAGAGAAGCACCAAAGGCAGUUAUUGAACUUGAGAACUAUGGGCUACCAUUUUCCCGAACAGAAGAUGGACGAAUUUAUCAGCGUGCAUUUGGUGGUCAGAGUUUAAAUUUUGGAAAAGGUGGACAAGCAUAUCGUUGUGCAUGUGCUGCUGACCGAACUGGGCAUGCUCUUUUGCAUACUCUCUAUGGCCAAGCUAUGAAACAUAAUACCCAAUUUUUUGUGGAAUAUUUUGCUUUGGAUCUAUUAAUGAACAGUGAUGGUAGCUGCCAAGGAGUAAUUGCAUUGAAUAUGGAGGAUGGAACAUUACAUAGAUUCCGAGCUGCUUCAACUAUUCUUGCCACAGGGGGCUAUGGUAGAGCAUACUUUUCGGCAACAUCAGCUCAUACAUGCACUGGAGAUGGCAAUGCUAUGGUUGCACGCGCCGGGCUUCCACUCCAGGACCUGGAAUUUGUUCAGUUUCAUCCUACAGGCAUAUAUGGAGCUGGCUGCCUAAUUACUGAAGGAUCUCGUGGAGAAGGUGGUAUUCUUAGGAACAGUGAAGGUGAAAGAUUUAUGGAAAGAUAUGCUCCUACAGCCAAGGAUCUUGCAUCAAGAGAUGUUGUUUCAAGAUCUAUGACAAUGGAGAUUCGGGAGGGUCGUGGUGUUGGACCUUUGAAGGACCAUAUCUAUUUGCAUUUAAAUCACUUGCCCCCAGAUGUACUAAAGGAGAGGCUUCCAGGUAUUUCUGAAACUGCCGCCAUUUUCGCAGGUGUGGAUGUUACAAAGGAACCCAUCCCUGUCUUACCCACCGUGCAUUACAAUAUGGGUGGAAUUCCCACAAAUUACCAUGGAGAGGUAGUUACCGUUAAAGGCAAUGAUCCUGAUGCAGUAGUUCCGGGAUUAAUGGCAGCUGGAGAGGCAGCCUGUGCGUCAGUGCAUGGUGCCAAUCGGCUUGGUGCAAAUUCUCUGCUUGACAUUGUUGUUUUUGGUCGAGCUUGUGCAAAUAGAGUGGCAGAGAUCCAGAGACCAGGGGGAAAACAGAAGCCUUUGGAAAAGGAUGCUGGAGAAAGGACCAUUGCAUGGCUGGACAAACUGAGGAAUUCAAAUGGAUCCCUGCCAACUUCACAAAUUCGGUUAAACAUGCAGAGAGUAAUGCAAACUAAUGCUGCUGUAUUCCGUACACAAGAAACAUUGGAAGAAGGUUGUCAGCUGAUUGACAAGGCAUGGGAGAGCUUUGAUGAUGUUAAGUUGAAAGAUCGCAGUUUAAUAUGGAACUCCGACUUGAUAGAAACCAUAGAAUUGGAGAACCUUUUGAUAAAUGCCUGCAUAACAAUGCACUCUGCUGAGGCUCGGAAGGAAAGCAGAGGAGCACAUGCCCGUGAAGACUUCACUAAAAGAGAUGACGCUAACUGGAUGAAGCACACUUUGGGAUAUUGGGAGAAAGAAAAAGUUCGUCUCGAAUACAGGCCAGUACACAUGAAUACAUUAGACGAUGAGAUUGAGUCAUUCCCACCUAAAGCUCGUGUCUAUUGAUGCAUUCUCUUAUAGAAGAAGUGAGCAUGGUGUAUGGGGAUGGUCUAGGAGGAGACAGUAACCCAUCUUAAUAAACAUGUGGAGGCAAUAAAAUUGUUGUGCGUAACAGCAAUUUGGCGAUAAUUGUUGCAUUCAACAAUAUCGAGAUUGAAAGUAUCUGGAAAAAAAAAUCAUAAUGAAUCAAAGUUUGUAUUUUGAAUUUUGUAUGAAAACGUCAUGCUGAUCAAGUAUCAUUUGCUGGAGUUUUGUCAUAGAUGGUUGGAGUUUAAACUGAUGAGGUAUUUAUCCUUUGUAAAAGUUGCUGGCUUGUAGUGAGACAUUGUAAUCUGGUAGUACUUGCAUUUAGAACUGUUAAAUAUGGUAAUAAAUUGCUGGUUGUAGAGGGAGGCUGAACUUUCCUCUUAUUUGGUUCCUAA
This is a messenger RNA of Manihot esculenta (cassava), 2504 nucleotides long. RefSeq names its product succinate dehydrogenase [ubiquinone] flavoprotein subunit 1, mitochondrial. Gene Ontology annotation, biological process: tricarboxylic acid cycle; mitochondrial electron transport, succinate to ubiquinone. The coding region runs from base 187 to 2088 and encodes 633 amino acids. Gene Ontology annotation, molecular function: succinate dehydrogenase (quinone) activity; electron transfer activity; flavin adenine dinucleotide binding. The transcript is spliced from 16 exons. The record is from RefSeq and is a predicted model, not a curated record. Lineage: Eukaryota; Viridiplantae; Streptophyta; Magnoliopsida; Malpighiales; Euphorbiaceae.